AUGGCCGAAACCGGUCCAUUUACAACAAGUACAGCUUUUUGUGCAAAAUGUGGUUCAAUAUUGCCUUUAUUACAAGAGUUUGGCUCUGUUAAAUGCUAUGCUUGCAAAGCUUCCUAUGAUCCAGACAGUUACAGCAAUAUUAAGUUCAAUUACACAAUACAUUUUAACACAGUUUCUGCAUUGAGUAAUGAUAAAAUUCUACAUAUGGACAACCCAGAGGGGCCUGUUGUUGAACGAAAGUGUCCGAAAUGUGGUAAUGAUAGAAUGUCCUAUGCAACGCUACAGUUGAGAUCUGCCGAUGAAGGGCAAACUGUGUUUUACACCUGUAUAUCUUGCAAAUACAAAGAAACGGAGAAUUCAUAG
Molecule: messenger RNA, 363 nt
Organism: Danaus chrysippus (African queen)
Lineage: Eukaryota; Metazoa; Arthropoda; Insecta; Lepidoptera; Nymphalidae
Source: the annotation of a GenBank genome assembly